Messenger RNA from Achroia grisella, 5399 nucleotides. RefSeq names its product caskin-2 (gene ckn). The record is from RefSeq and is a predicted model, not a curated record. Gene Ontology annotation, molecular function: signaling adaptor activity; protein phosphatase binding. The coding region runs from base 284 to 2905 and encodes 873 amino acids. The transcript has 12 exons. Gene Ontology annotation, biological process: axonogenesis; cell surface receptor protein tyrosine phosphatase signaling pathway. Gene Ontology annotation, cellular component: focal adhesion; axon. Lineage: Eukaryota; Metazoa; Arthropoda; Insecta; Lepidoptera; Pyralidae.
UUUUGCCCUCGCUCACUUCAGUCUGUCGUUGAUUCGACCCAUUGGUACACGUGUAUUGUAUCAUUCGCUUUCAAUCGUGUGUUCGACCCAAACUUGUGACAAAACUUGGUGCACUACAGUUCUGAGUGAAUCGGAUUAUUUGCAGUGUUCGUAACGUUAAACAAUAAUGAAUGUGUGUUCUUAGUGAUUACAAUUAAAGGUUCUGGAAUUUCGAGCCGAUGGUCCUCUUGAAUACUAACAUGAAAAUAAAUGGUAUCCGCUAAAUAUUGGCCACUCGUUUAAAAUGACGAUAGAUAGAGCUGGUCGUCCUCCUGCCCCACGUAGAGUUUCAUCAACAUACAGGAGUUAUGAUGAACUCGGAACGUUAGACCGCGCUAGACCUUUGCGACAUCGUCAUGGUGGUAUAGAGGAUUUGACUGGUAUAGAAGAACGUAAAAUGUACCGAUACGAAUUACAGAAUUUAGACGACAUCACAGUUAUAAGCUCUGAAGAGAUACAAAGGCCGAAAAGAAAAACCAUUGAAGGUCUAGCAAGUGGGUUCAGAAGAACAUUUUCGGUCCGAAGCAGAAGAGAGUCUGAAGGAAUACCGUUAGACACUUUUAAUGAGACGUGUGAAGAAAAUUUCGCAACUGUUAGGGGUGCACCUUUUGGGAGACGGCGGUCGUUGUCAAGAGAUAGAGGAUCAUCUCUGUUAGCUAGAAGUUCAUCAGAAGGUGAUGUGAGGAUCCCUAUUCCCCGUGCACCGCCCGCAGCUCCAACGCCACGUCUGCAUCGCUGCCUUCGUGCACUCGGCGGCAGUUGGAAGAACCUUCUUUUAUUGGGCGGGAUGUCUCGCGGGGGCAGCGGAGCCGGCAAGACGGCUACUGCCAAGCGCGUGCCACCUCCAGCCGUCCCCGGCGAUGCCUUCGGUACUCCGCAGCACAGACACUCAGGAUCCAGCUUCGGCUCCCAAGGGUACGCCUCGUGCGAGGAUCAGCCGUACCCACAACCUCCAGAUACACCUUCACAUACAAGAGAUGACCAUUCAGACUACGGCAGCACGGUGUCUGGAGUGUCAGGUGUUAGUGGGGCCAGCGGCAGCCUUGGCAAGAGUCCAGCUGGCGGCGGCACAUUCACCUUCCCACCACCGUCACAGCCGCUCACACACAAAGCUGCCGUGUACUACCAUCACCAGUUGGCGCUCAGUGAUGACCAAGGGAUCGAUAUGACACAGAGCCCUGGCCGCGACAGUCCCGGCUCGUCAUCCGGCUCGGCGGGUUCUGGGUCGCGCCACUCCUCCGCAUCGCUAGACAGCGGGCGAGCGUCCGGCCGUGGACCACACUUGCACCACGCGGCCUGCCACUGCGGGGACGCAGCUGACAGAGUGCGGGCCAUGAUCACACAGGGCUUACCUGACCCAGACAUAAUCCAUGCUUGGCUAGCUGACCUGCAAAUGGAAGAGUAUGCGAGACUGUUCAUAGAAGCGGGGUACGACCUACCCACUGUUACGAGGAUGACUCCGGAGGACCUCACGGCGGUCGGCAUUAAGAAACCCAAUCACCGCAAGCGGUUAAAGGCUGAGCUCGCCAACCUCAACGUGCCUGAUAAUCUACCUGAUUAUAUACCUGGUUCCCUGGAGGAAUGGCUGCGACUUUUACGGUUAGAGGAGUACGGGCCCGCACUAGUGGCGCAGGGAUACCGCACCGUGCAUGACGUCACACAACUCGCCUGGGAGGAUUUAGAAGAUAUGGGCAUAGUACGUCUAGGUCAUCAAAAGAAAAUAUUACUGGCUAUAAAAAGAGUGAAAGACAUAAGGGCAGGCAAGAGGAGCAUCAGUAACCAGGGCUCCAUAGACUUCACCAGACUACAACCAGGCCAGGAUUUAUAUCCGAGGCAGCUACAUUACCAGCCUUGGGGGUCAGCGAGGAGUUACCAUAAACCCCCCGAUCUAACCUUUGACGCCCUACCAACGCCCCUAUGUGGCACUGAUUUGGUCCCUAUACAGAUCCGUCAUCCACGAGGGAAAUCGCUCGAGAGCCUAGAGGACCCAUCGGAGCGAACAUCUCACACGACGUUCUCGCCCGACGCCGGGUUUUACUACGGUGGGGGACAAUGGCGGCGAUCGUACGACGAUGGGGAUAUAACGCCGACGAACGACAGCUCGUAUGAGGGGGGCGGCACGCUGCCCCGCCCGAGAGGACUGGUGCGGCCUAGGCCCGUCGCUAAAAUACAAGCGACGCCCGCGUACAGAGACAAGUCACCGGACUAUGCGUACGACGAGAUCGCGUACUCGGCGAGGCUGCAGCGCGUCGCAUACGGGGCGAGUCCGCACGUGGCGAGGAAACCUCCGCCCGAGCCUCCAAAGCGGCAGAGUUCACAGUACGCGCCUUUCAGUCACCACGGGUCCAGGUUCGGUCAGACGACGGUGGAGAUCCACCCGGAGAAGAGCCUGCCACUGAGCCUGCCGGCGUACCCGAGCUCGGACUCUCUGAGCGUGUCGCUGGACAGCACGGGGCUGCUGCCGCCGCCGCCCGCGCCCGCCUCCCCGCCGCGCCGCUACGACGACGACAAGCUGCGGACCGGCUCCGACGCCAGCUUCAAGUCAAGUUCCAGCACAGAAUCAGACAGUAUCCCAUUUGCGAACGAAAACGCAGGAACAAUAAAACAAAACCGGGGUCAGAUCGCAGGAAGACCUCACACGGUCGACUAUGGACGCACAGGGAUCGGACUCUCCAAUCUGCCACCAAGAAGUACGCCAGAUAUCAAACCCACAACCCCCCACUCCCUUCCCGAACACAAAGACGAAGGUAAAAGCACUGAGCCGGUCGAUGUGCUAAACGAUAUCGGAAAUAUGCUUGCCAACCUAACAGACGAACUCGAUGCCAUGUUGGAAGAAGAAAAACGCCAAGGACUGGCCGAUUCCUAAUACGGUUAGAUUUACAAUAAAAUAAUUUAUACUCGAAUACAUACACUUUUGAAGUAAUACAAAACUCCAAAGAAAUCUGUUAUUGGCAAUCGAUCGAGUUGAUAAUCCUAUUUAUACUUUAAGUUAACUUGGAGUCAAGACAUCUGGCUAAAACAGAUCUCGAUAAUGAAGAGACUCUUCCAAAAAGAAAUGGCAAUAUCGCGAUCUCCAGUUAAGUCAUGCCAUUCUCUCUGGAAGAAACUUUUGAGAAAAUAUAGGUACAAAGUAAAAAGCAAUCAAUGUUUCUUAUACAUGUUAUAUACUACAAUAAUGGCUUAGCACAAAUUGCUAUUCAUACAUGAUCACACUUUGCCUUUGCUGCAAAAAUACCUAAAUACUAUACAUUUUACAAUAUCUUAGUAUUUCUACCAAUUACAAAUUUUAAUAUGUUUUAUUGUCAUUUAAAAAAAUAUUCGUGAGUUGUUUGUUUUCGUUAUUCUUUAUUUAAUGACGUAAGUUCCUUGUUAUUAUACAUAACAGAUAAAUACAGUUUUAAUUUCUCAUUGGGAUAAUGAAAACUAGAGGUAGGCAAAUCCAAAAACAGAUAAAAUAUGGCUAUUUUUGUAAAUAUUGUUUUACUUAAAUUAUGUCAUAGAUAAAAUAUAUCCCUUGUAGCUAGUUUUUCAUGUACAAUAAAAUUGUAGCGUACUCGAGUAUGGUGUAGUAUGGACUAGUUAGAAUUUAUACAAAAAUAUUAGCUUAGUGAUAGUGUGAGAAAUUAGAGGUUACAUAAUGUAUGUAUCAUAGACUCAUAUAGAUAGAGAUAGAACCUCAUAGACAUUGUAUGUUAAUUCUUAUAUUUCAUUAACAUGUCCAAUAACCGAACAUUCAAAUGCUUUCACAUUACAAUUCGAUGCAAUCAAAAUAACAAUAGGACUGUCGAGACUUGCUAUGUCAACUGUCACGUGAUCAACGAUAAGUACGGUUUGCAUUAUUUAUUUGAAAUUAUUUUGCAUAAUGUACAUAACAGUUUUCUAUACUAUUUAACUUUGACUUAGAAGUACAAAGUUAUGUAAGUAAGUGUUAAGAAUUACUUAUUUUGACAGCUGUCAUAAUAUGGCGGGAAACCAGUUGUAGGGUUAUUUUGACAACAUUAUCUAUGAAAUAUGGAAAUCGGAGAGCUUAACUUAACUAUUGCUAUCCGCGUGCUUCCCAGAAUUGCCUAGACACGCUUUCUGUAUAUUUGAAUUUUGAAUUUAUACGAAGUUCAAGUCAUACAAAGAUAGUUAAUUUGUUCCAUAAUAAAGUAAUACGUAUCAAAGUGAUAUUUAGCGGCCAUAAAAAUAUUAAACUUUUCGUAAUACCGUAAGACAGUAGAUCUAAUCUUACUACCAAAUAUAAAGUAUUCUUAUUUCCACAUAUUAUCUCAUGUUGCAUUAAUGAAAUAACUUCAAACCGUGCCUACAUACUUAGUGAUGCAAUGAAAUAGUAUUGUUUAUACAUAUCUGUAUUAAAGAUAUAUUUUAUAAGAACACUGUGAUUGUGGUUCGUUGCUGAUCUUAUCCAGUAUUGAGUACACUAUUCUCAGCGUGCUAUAGUAUGGUACAAUGUAUUUUAGCAAAAAAACAAGCAAAAGAACUAUUUCUUUUUAAGUAAUUGUCAUACUAAUAAUUAUUAUUGUCAUUUACCCAGAAUCAAUUGUAAAUUAUCAGAACUGAGUCUUCUUACCAUACUAUAUCGCACAGAAUAUAAAUAAACUAUUAACUGUUAUUCCCAUAUGGAUUUAUGCAUCGUGACGUCAUAUUUUGUGCCGUAACGUGCCUGUAUAAAUGUCCAUAAAUUGUUUUCAAUCGAACUAUCUACACAUUUUAUACCUUAUCGUCUAAGGAUACAGAAGUGAAUAAUAAAGGCGUCCAUUAUUACAUAUAUACAUUUCAUAUCAGGUUUUAUAUAAAAAUAAGACAAUAAAAAGUAAAAUAUUUUGACACGAUGCAUAAUUGCUAAUUUGGUAGGAAUACAAAGUUGAUGGUAACACCGUAUUAAGACUAGUAUCGAUGAAGGGGUUUAUAGUAACUUAUAUAGUUGUAAAAGGAAAUGUACAAUACGAUAACGACAUACUAAAACACACUGUGAAGUAUAAACUAAGCUUUAUUCUGUAAAUAUCAUAGACAUCAGUGUUUCUAUACGUUCUUUGAUAACAUUUGGUAUUUAGAAUUUUUGUAUCAUGUAAAUGAAGUGUACUGUCUAUAUAUUUAUAAUUAGUGUCGCCGUCACUCCAUUAUGUGACAUUAGAAAGGUGCUAGUUAUCUUGAAAUACAUGACGUAGAUAACGCGGAAUAUAAUGGAAUACAAUGUAAUUAUUUUUUUUUGUUUUUCGAACUAGUCAAAAUUGUUUCUCGAGUGACGGCAUCAUAAAAUGAAACAAUGUAUGUUUUAUUUGUAAUACUGGCAGCUUAACAUUCUUACUUAUUUUAUAAUUCAAUUCUUAUUUUAAUAAAUAUAUUUGUAAUAUCUA